UUGCACCUGCUGCUCUGGCUUUCUUCUCUCCGGAGCGGAGCGCAGCGCGUCCAGGCGUCUCCGUGGGGAAUCGGCGCGAUGGAGCCGCUCCCGCUGGCCCUGGGACUGGCGGCGUUGCUGGGCCUUUCUUCUGCAGUGUUGGAAGUUGAGGUGGCACAUCCCUCCGUGGUGGUGAUCCAAGGGCAGCAGGCCAUACUGCCUGUCUCCUAUUCAGCCCAAAGCACCGGUGUGCCCUAUGUCACCUGGCACUUUGCAAAACUGGGAACUACUGGUCACAUUCAGAUCAUGGCGUAUGUGUCCGGAACGGUGGAAGUGGCAGAUCUGGAUCUUAAGAAACGUCUUGGUUUUUUGCACUCCAUGCCUUCUAACAACGUCUCGCUUGCAAUUAAUAACACCAAAGAAACGGAUUCUGGCCAGUACAUGUGCACAGUGAACGUUGCAAAUGAGAUUACCAAGCCGGGGAAAAACGUUGGCCUUGUCAACCUUACAGUUCAUGUCCCGCCAUCCCCACCGAAGUGUCGGAUUGAAGGAAGCCCCCGUGUCGGAGGAAAUAUCACCAUGACCUGCCGUUCUAUUUUGGGCAAACCCACCCCUAUGUACUGGUGGCAACGCACCAGACCUAGCUCUCAGUUUUUCUUCGCACCUGUGCAAGACCUCACAAAGGGGACCCUGAAACUGACGAAUCUCACCACAGCUAUGUCCGGAACCUACGUCUGUAACGCUACCAGCCAAGCUGGCUAUUCCAAUUGCACCAUCACCCUGGAGGUGAAUUCACCAUUCAAUGCAGCCAUGGUGGCCGGUGCAGUGGUGGGAACCCUUGUCGGAAUUGGCCUGAUCAUCUUGUUUGCACUUCAGAUUUUGGCCUACAGAAAGAAGAAGAAGGAUGUCCAAGAGGAAAUGGCCAAUGAGAUCAAGGAAGACGCUGUCGCUCCCAAGACACUCUCUUGGGCGAAAAGUCCCGGCUCUGACGCCAUCUCCAAAAACGGCACGUUGUCGUCGCUGAACACCGCCCGGGACCACAAGCUGUACCUGUCAAAGCCUGGCUCCGACACGGCCUCCAUCACCACUGCUACUGGCAGCACGGUGGGCUACAAGCCCCCCUUCAACCACCCCAGGAGCGGGACGCUCACCCCCACUCCCAGCCUCUCCAGCCAGUCUUUGCCCCUGUACUUCCCACCCAUGGUCAAUGGAGUCCAUUGUCACCACGCCAACGUGCCAGCUCAUAGGAACACCCUCCACAGGACAAAUGGGGCUCAGCCCCAGGCCCCCCGGCAACAGGAGUCCACCGCCCCUCAGGGACUCACCACCUCCACCCUUAACCGGAUGGGUGCAGUGCCCGUCAUGGUGCCCGCCCAGAGCCAAGCCGGAUCCUUGGUGUGAACGCUCGGCGGCUCUUCGGACGUUCUGGGUCUGGGCGGCAAGCGGCUCUCCCAAUCUGAUGCAAAGCAGAGGAUGAGGAACACUCGCUCAGUGCUGCCUCCCCGCCUGCCUGCCUGCCUGCCUGCCUUCAGAGCGCCGGCGUGCAUUUUUGUGGGUCUGCCCUGCAAAGGAACCAUUUUCCAUGCAUCGAUGUAAACGGGACUUCACACAGGCUUUGGAGACUUUUUGUAACCCGCGGAGCUUCUGUCACCUUUUGGGACUUGCAGUUCCUCUUGCUGCACAAAUCCAUGGACCCCGGGACCCUCCUUGACUACAGAGGCUGCUUUUCAGUGUUCCCAUACUGGCAGAGCUGGGGGGGGGGGUUUGAGUGUCAUUCGUUCCCUUCCAGGACCUUUUUAUCUCAUUGUAGGAAAAGCCGGGCUGAGAUUGACUACCUUGGCUUAGAAGAAAGUGCCCGGGUGUGUGUGUGGGGGGGGGGGGGCAGAUCUGAAGUCUGCAGGCAGAGUAUGAUGCUCCCCUGCAAUCACUGGGAGUAGCCCAGAGAAUGGGGUGACUCCAGGUGCUCAGGAGGAGAGGGCAAAGUUAGGGUGCCGCCCUGGUCAAGGUCAGAGCUGUGUGUAUUCCCUGAACUUGUGCAACUGCAGAAAGCUGCAGGAUCUCAGCUUUCUUUCUUCUUCUUCUUUUUAAAAAAGCAAGUUUCUAGACCACAAGAGGGGAGCCUUUUUCUUGUUGCGGGCUACAUUCCCUUGGGAGUGAUUUGUCGAGGGUUGCAUGUCGGCAGUGAGUGAGUCCACCCCCUUUUUCUCUCUCUCUUUCCCUCUCUCUCACUUCUUGCCAUUCACUUUCUCAGUCUUGCUCUCUUUCUGACACCAUUUCCCCACUUUCUGCCACCUCCCUCCCCACUUCUCUCUCUCUCUCUCUCUCUCUCUGUGGCCUUAGCUAGACGUACCUUUUGGCAGAGGAGGGGAGAUCUCGUGUUAGGAUUAACGCAAGAUCUCUGCCCCGUUGACACAUAAGGCGCGACGACCUCAGGAAGAGAGGCGUCGUGCCUGCCAUUUUUAAUAUUUUUUAAAGAGGGCGUAGCGCACAAAUGCUCGUGCGCUAAAGAUAAGGUUUUUUUUUUUUAAAAAAAAAAAUUGGUUUCCCCGUUCUUCCCACCCUAACCCCAAUGGGCGCCACUCCCAGCUCCACGCGAGUAAUCACGCAGAGCGGGGUCAAUCUGUGGAAACGGGCCAGACAUUCUGUGGUCUCGGGCUCAGCCUGAGACUGUGGAAAAAGUGGGCCCAAAUAGGAGGUCUAUAUCCCGAGGCAAGGGAGGGAUGAUCCCUCCCUGAUCCCGGGAUCCCCUGUGCGUCAUCUGGUUUGCCCCGGGAUAUAGCCUGGUCUAGCUAAGGCCUCUCUCUCUCCCUCUCUCUCUCUCUC
Elgaria multicarinata webbii is the source of this 2802-nucleotide messenger RNA. RefSeq names its product endothelial cell adhesion molecule (gene ESAM). Gene Ontology annotation, molecular function: cell-cell adhesion mediator activity. The transcript has 7 exons. Lineage: Eukaryota; Metazoa; Chordata; Lepidosauria; Squamata; Anguidae. Gene Ontology annotation, cellular component: adherens junction; plasma membrane. Gene Ontology annotation, biological process: homophilic cell-cell adhesion. The record is from RefSeq and is a predicted model, not a curated record. Bases 79 to 1380 code for a protein of 433 amino acids.